GCUGGGGCUCGGGGGGAAUGUGGUCGCCGCGGUCGCCGUCCUGACGCUCUUCAUCGCCAGGAGGAACGCGUCUAGAGCCGAGGUACUGGUCCGACUGUGUUCAGAACUGAUUAACUGCUCUGGUAAAUUAGUUCGUAUCAAAGUAAAUAGGAGUAUAUCUUAAUCGAUACUUAUAGUGGAUACAUGGUUGAUGGCACCAACUUAUUAUUUGCUGGUGAGGCAUCGCAGCACCGAGCAAAAUCGCAUACAAGUUCAGCUCAGUUUGCUUGCAAUUGGGCCUCUCGAGUUUGAGGAUGUCUGAAAGCACGAAGACAGUUAACUAGUGACAGAGACAACAAUACAACAUAUAUGAUUAUUUGCGGGACCUGUCAUUCUCAAGGUGUUAUUAUUGUCUGUUUACAAAUUCUAGGACAGUCGGAUGCUGACAGCUAUUUCUUACAGGCAGACCAUUUAUGUACUUAUACUAAUCUAGAGUGUUGAGUUUACUAUCUAUUAAACAAUAGGUUGAAACAGGGGUUCAGUUAAUAAUAUGCUGAAGGAUGAAUUGCUAUGCAACUUCCAUGUAUUUCAGAACUCACUGAAGGUCUUUGUUGCCGGUUGGUUUUCUACCAGUUGGAGUACUGAACUCAAAGAUUCUAGCUGAUGAUCUGUUUGAUGUUUCUAGUGGAGAACAAAUAUGUCCUGUUUGAAUAAGUGGAGAACUGAGAGUUGCUUAAAUGUUGCAGAAGUUUAAUCAUCAAAUAUGCCAUGUUUGCAACGAUAGUUAAUUAGACUUCAAUUAGCGAUUAUAAUUUUAUACACUGUUAUUACUUUUUGCCAAUGUUCUUUUAACGAUUAUAAUUUCACUCGCUGCUUCAGAACGUCAGGAGACGUUUACCAGAAAAGUUGUUUGUGUUCGGCAUACCUAGCUUUGCAGCCUGCCUUUCUUUGCUUGGACUAAUUGUGCUCGUAAAGAAGAAAAUUGAAGGGAUAGAUGUCCCAAACCACGAAUCAUUCUUCAGGUGCUCCCAGUUUCUUGCAUGGGUAGCUGUUCUUAUCUCUGCCAAUGGCCCUUGGUCCGAAAUAAUAUGCAACCCAAUCAUAUGCAUCUGCUGGAUGUUGAAGAUUCUUCUAGAGAUACCUCAUUUGCAAUACAAGCUUACAGAAAUGAAGAGAAGUUAACUCUAUCGAAGCUCCCCUCAUUCCGAGCAAUGAAAAUUCUGAGGCUGAAAAUGCAAACUUGAUAAAUAAGCAGCACAAUGUCUGGGAACUGUUGACUUUUAAGUCUGUUAAUCCAAUGAUGGACAUUGGUAUCAGAAGACAACUAGACUUCACAGAUCUACUUGAAUUACCCGCUGAGCUCAAAACUGCUUCCUGUUAUGACAAACUUCUGUCUUCCUGGACUGCUGAACAUCAAAAAUACCAUGCUGAUUCUUCUCUACUUAGAGCUAUGUUUUACGCUUAUGGAUGGUCCUACUUACGUUUGGGCAUACUAAAGGUGAUAAAUGACAGUAUCAGUUUUGUAAGCCCACUGCUACUCAACAAGUUCAUAAAGCUUAUUCAAGGUUCCGUUGGCAUGGAUGGAUAUAUUAUUGCCAUUUCCCUAGGAUUGACUUCGAUUAUCAAGUCAUUUUUAGAUACCCAGUACUCCUUUCGUCUUGCAAAGCUCAAGUUGAUGUUGCGAUCAAGCAUGAUGGGAAUAGUUUACCAGAAGUGUCUAUGCCUCAGUCUAUCUGAGCGUUCUAGGUUUUCUGAAGGAGAGAUUCAGACCUUCAUGUCUGUUGACGUUGACCGCACAGUAAACAUAUGUAACAAUCUUCACGAUGCUUGGAGCUUCCCAUUGCAGAUUGGACUUGCUCUUUACCUACUGUAUACACAAGUCAAUUAUGCAUUUCUAUCUGGACUUGCAAUAACAAUCAUACUGAUACCAGUGAACAAAUGGAUUUCUACAAGGAUUGCUACUGCCACACAAAAAAUGAUGAAGCAAAAAGAUGAGAGGAUAAGUUGUGCAGGAGAACUCUUAGCACACAUUAGAACAGUGAAGAUGUACAGCUGGGACAAACUAUUCACUCAACGCUUGAAUAAAAGAAGAGAACUAGAAGUGAAGCAUCUUGCGACUCGAAAAUAUCUGGAUGCAUGGUGUGUCUAUUUCUGGGCAACCACGCCAACAUUGUUCUCCCUUUUCACCUUUUCCAUAUUUGCAAUAAUGGGCCACUCACUGGAUGCCGCCACGGUUUUCACCUGUGUCGCACUCUUCAACACAUUAAUAUCUCCCUUAAACUCAUUGCCAUGGGUUAUUAAUGGGAUGAUUGAUUCUGUUAUCUCUAGCAGAAGAUUGCGCAACUAUUUGUCUACUCCAGAGCAUUGCUCUUCCGAGUUGACUAUCUCAAGUGACGUUGUAAAGGAUGAUUCCAACAGACAUACUGAAACAAUCUAUGAUCCCACAGCUGUUAUAAUCAGGAACCUAUGUUGUUCUUGGUCUAGUACCUCCACUGUUGAGCCCCAAAUAAUUCUCAGAGACAUAUCUCUGCAGCUACAGAAAGGCCUCUUCAUUGCAAUCGUAGGCGAGGUUGGUUCAGGCAAGUCAUCUUUGCUGAACUCUAUUAUUGGAGAGAUGUCUGUCAUCAGUGGUUCUAUUAACUCAUGCGGUUCAAUUGCAUAUGUACCACAGGUACCUUGGAUAUUAUCUGGGUCUUUACGGGAUAACAUUUUGCUUGGAAAAGGAUUUGACACAAGGAGAUAUGAAGAAGUAAUACAAGCAUGUACCCUUGAUGUUGACAUCUCAACAAUGAUUGGGGGAGAUAUGUCACAUAUUGGAGAGAAAGGUCUCAACUUAUCGGGUGGACAGAGAGCCCGUCUAGCAUUGGCAAGGGCUUUGUAUCAUGACUCUGAUGUAUACUUGUUCGAUGAUAUACUUAGUGCAGUUGACUCACAGGUUGCUUCAUGGAUCCUCGAAAAAGCCAUUAUGGGACCACAAAUGAAGCGAAAAACACGAUUAUUAAGCACCCACAAUCUCCAGGCUAUUUAUGCUGCAGAUAUGAUUGUGGUCAUGGCUAAUGGAUUUGUCAAAUGGUUCGGGACAUUGGACAGUUUCUUGGCAACUCCAUAUUCAAAAAUAUCUAAUCCAGAUAGUUCAUCUGCUGUCUCAGCAACAAGUUCACAAAAAAAUAAAGGACCAAGCACCUUUGAAUUCAACACUAAAGAUGUGCUUGACAAUGGUUCAGUGGUUGAUCAGGAGGAACAAAGAGAUCAGACUGAAGCAGAGGGCAGGAAAGAAGGCAUGGUUGAGAUAAUUGUGUACAAAAAAUAUGCAACACUUGCAGGGUGGUCAAUGGUAUUUCUGAUAUUUGUGAGUGCAUUCUUAAUGCAAGCAUCUCGUAAUGGCAAUGAUCUUUGGUUGACUUACUGGGUGGAUAGCAGUUCAGGCACCAAUAACACAAGAUUUUAUCUGACUAUCCUUGCUGGGUUUGGCAUAAUCAACUCCUUUUUCACAUUGGGAAGGGCAUUUUCUUUUGCAUAUGGCGGUCUGUGUGCAGCAAUUCAGAUACAUGCCGAUCUUCUUGGCAGUCUAAUUGGUGCCCCAGUUUCUUUUUUCGACCAAAAUCCCAGUGGCCGAAUACUGAAUAGAUUAUCGUCAGACCUCUACACUGUUGAUGAUUCCCUUCCAUUUAUCCUCAAUAUAUUUGUGGCCAACUUCUUCAGCUUACUUGGCACCCUUGUUGUUUUGUGUUAUUCACAGGUUACAUUUCUACUCAUCUUAGUCCCUCUCUGGCUUAUCUACAGCAAAGUGCAGUUCUAUUACAGGUCGACAUCACGUGAAGUAAGACGGCUUGACAGUGUUGCUCGUUCACCUAUCUAUUCAUCUUUUACAGAGACACUUGAUGGUUCAUCAACGAUAAGAGCAUUCCAAAAGGAGGGUUUUUUCUUAGAGAGGUUCAUCCAACAACUGACGCUAUAUCAGAAAACAUCCUACUCUGAACUUACUGCUAGUCUGUGGCUCUCAUUAAGACUCCAGUUGUUGGCAGGGUUGGUCAUUUUGUUCAUCGCCGUGAUUUCCGUUGUUGGCUUCCAUAGCAACUCUCCUGUUAAGUUUGGUACACCUGGACUGGUUGGCCUGGCGUUAUCGUAUGCAGCACCUGUUGUAUCACUGUUGAAUAGCUUCUUAACCACUUUUACAGAGACAGAAAAGGAAAUGAUCUCUGUUGAGAGGGUUGUUGAGUAUGUCGGUAUACCUCAAGAAGAACUCCAGGGAUCAGAAGCUCCUGAUAGAAGUUGGCCAACAGAAGGGAAGAUUGAGUUUGAGCAUGUAACUCUAAGGUACAAAGCGGACCUACCACCGGCUUUGAAUGAAAUCUCAUUCCAUAUUGAAUCUGGCAUGCAGGUUGGAAUAAUAGGAAGGACCGGAGCAGGAAAAUCCAGUAUACUGAAUGCACUUUUCCGUUUAACUCCAAUAUGCAAUGGUCGCAUCUUAGUAGACGGUUUUGAUGUGGCCAAAGUUGCUGUCCAAGAUCUUCGUGGACAUUUUGCAGUAGUACCCCAGAGUCCGUUUUUGUUUGAUGGUUCUUUGAGGGAAAACCUAGACCCUUUCGGUAUAACAACAGAUAUCAGGAUAUGGGAAGCUCUUGAAAAAUGCCAUAUGAAGGCAGAGAUAGAAUCAAUAGGAGGACUCAAUAUUCAUGUGAAAGAAAGUGGUGGAUCCUUUUCAGUAGGCCAGCGACAACUCCUAUGUCUCGCCCGUGCUAUCCUAAAAUCAUCAAAGGUACUUUGCCUUGAUGAGUGCACAGCCAAUGUUGACAAUCAGACAGCAUUCCUGUUACAGAAAACUAUUUCUGCUGAAUGCAAGGGCAUGACGGUCCUCACCAUAGCCCACCGCAUUUCAACUGUGAUGAAGAUGGACAAUAUUCUAGUUCUUGAUCAAGGCAAACUGGUUGAAGAAGGAAACCCGGAGGUUCUUAUGAAUGAUGACAGAUCAAGAUUCUCACGAUUUGCGAAGGCAUCUAUGUGAUCCUAGGAAAAUCAUGUGCCACUCUGUGUUGUACUACUAGAUGAAACACUAGCGCUUAGCUGCAUCUCUCACUUUGAUCAAUGAUACCGUCUUCAGCUCGCAUGCGCAUCUAAGAGCUUAUAGGAAGCCUGAUCCUCUAGCUUAUGAAUCGAUUUGUCGGAACUCAAGGUUUUCUGAAAUGGAUCUAGGAUAUAAUUUGUUAUA
Triticum aestivum (bread wheat) is the source of this 5188-nucleotide messenger RNA. Its product is annotated as ABC transporter C family member 13. Lineage: Eukaryota; Viridiplantae; Streptophyta; Magnoliopsida; Poales; Poaceae. The transcript has 32 exons. Gene Ontology annotation, molecular function: ATP binding; ATP hydrolysis activity; ABC-type transporter activity. Bases 1277 to 4984 code for a protein of 1235 amino acids. Gene Ontology annotation, biological process: transmembrane transport. The record is from RefSeq and is a predicted model, not a curated record. Gene Ontology annotation, cellular component: membrane.